This is a messenger RNA of Labrus bergylta (ballan wrasse), 3824 nucleotides long. The record is from RefSeq and is a predicted model, not a curated record. NCBI's taxonomy places the organism in Eukaryota, Metazoa, Chordata, Actinopteri, Labriformes, Labridae.
UGUGUGUGUUGUUGUUGUUGUUGUUUACAGGUCCCAAGGCGAGUGUGUGUCCAUCAUGCCGCUGUUUGGUAAAUCCCACAAGAGUCCAGCGGACAUCGUCAGGACUCUGAAGGAAAACCUGGCCAUCCUGGUCAAACAGGACAAGAAGACAGACAAGGCGUCUGAGGAGGUGUCCAAGUGUUUGGUGUCCAUGAAGGAGAUCCUGUACGGCAGCAACGACAAGGAGCCUCACACUGAGACGGUGGCUCAGCUGGCUCAGGAGCUCUACAACAGCGGCCUGCUCAUGUCACUGGUAGAAAACCUGCAGGUCAUAGACUUCGAGGGGAAGAAGGACGUGUGUCAGAUCUUUAACAACAUCCUGAGGAGGCAGAUCGGCACGAGGAGUCCAACUGUUGAAUAUUUCUGUUCCCACCAAGAAGUCCUCUUUAUCCUGCUCAAAGGGUACGAGACCCCUCAGGUAGCGUUGAAUUGUGGGAUCAUGCUGAGGGAGUGCAUCCGCCACGAGCCGCUCGCCAAGAUCGUCCUCCACUCGGAUCGCUUCAACAGUUUCUUCAGCUACGUGGAGAUGUCCACCUUCGACAUCGCGUCCGACGCCUUCGCCACCUUCAAGGAUCUCCUGACGAGACACAAAGUGCUGGUGGCCGAAUACCUCGAACAGAACUACGACGCUGUGUUUGCAGACUACGAGAAGCUUCUGCACUCUGAGAACUACGUCACCAAGAGGCAGUCACUCAAGCUUCUGGGCGAGCUGUUGUUGGAUCGACAUAACUUCACGGUGAUGACGCGCUACAUCAGCAAACCGGAGAAUCUGAAGCUGAUGAUGAAUCUGCUCAGAGACAAGAGUCCAAACAUCCAGUUUGAGGCCUUCCACGUCUUCAAGGUUUUUGUAGCAAACCCCAACAAGACGCAGCCCAUCGUCGACAUCCUGCUCAAGAACCAGACCAAACUAAUCGACUUCCUGAGCGGCUUCCAGAAGGACCGCACGGACGACGAGCAGUUCAACGACGAGAAGACCUACCUAAUCAAACAGAUCAGGGAUCUGAAGAAACCGGCGUCCUAGAGAAGCCCCCCUCCCUCCCUCCCUCCCUCCCUGACUUUUUAUCGAUAGGAAGAUGUACGGUAGAAAAAAAACACCUUAACAAUAAUAUUUAAAAUCUUCAAGACGUUAUUUGUCUUUCUUCUCUUCUUUGUUCAUUUGUGCAGACGUAGUUCUCAAUCACUGAUCGUUUCUUUUGUAAUGAUUUCUCAUGGAUCUUUUUGUUUUUUAAUCUGUAGCAUGUCGUGCCACAUCUCUGCUGUUGGAGGCAGCUGAUUCGCUCAGUUCAGAGAACCAGCGUUUAACAAAAAACAAAAAAAAUGCUUCAGAUAAAAUGGUUUAAAGGCUGUCUGACGAAACAGACCUGACCAUAUCUGUGAUCUGUCACUCACAGGCUGCAGGAGAUCAUUCCUGCUUUGAUUAAGUCGCUGCAAAUCGGAAAAAAAAGUAUAAAGAACAGCAGCUUAUUAUUAUUUUUUUUAAACGUGCUCCUUGUGUACUUCAUCAGUCAAAAUGAUGUAAAAACAUUGAAGGUCAAACUAAAACACGCUCUCAGUGGUUACUCAAAGCUCAAAAUCAGCCACGUUUUCUCUCUCGGGAUACAGACAUAAACGUGUGAGACAGAGAUUUCAGAUAUAAACAGACGUGAUCACUUCUUCUGAAGGUACGCCAUCUGAUCGGCUUCUUUCUAAGAAGAGGCCCCCAAGUGGGAAAAUCAGGACCGAUUCAUUUGGUGUCAGACUUCCACAAUGCCGAUAUUUUCUCUCACAUUCGACCAAGAAAAGAAGUCAGAGUAUGUCCUGCAGCUGACUUCAGAAACUCCUCUUCUCUGAAUCAGCAGUCGGGUGAAUUAGAUGUCAGCAUACAAGAAGAAGAGGAGUCAAUCUGGAUAUAAGAUGUACUUCCAGUUUUAGAAUAACCCGUGUGUGCAGUUUGGAUUGAGCUUUAGUAACGCUGAGAUUCAACGUGUUUUUUUACAGAAUCAGCUGUUAAAUGAAGGGUUCUUCUUCUUCUUUGCGGUGUCGUUGAGCUGCUAUUGGUACAGUCAGCUUCAAUCUUUCACCUGGUUCUCAUGGCUGGUGGCCGUUAGCACUUUCUGUAUGAUACAAAAAUAAGGAUUUUUUUGUUGUUGUUCAGCUGAUCACUGUUUUUGCUCGAUGGUGUUUUUUUUUAAAUAUCUAGAUUCAUCUCUUGUCAUGUACAGUUUCUUCUUUGUUCACCCUGAAGUGAGUGCCAUUUGUGAGUGAGAAGAGGAGACGCGUGUGAAGACGGCUGUUUGUGUUUCUCUCUGUUCUGUAACUCGUGUUUUACUCUGAUGUGUCGGUGUUAGACAGGAAACAGUGAGACGUUUCAGAGGUGCCUUUUUCUUUGGUUCUCUUCUUUGUUUUUUGUAUUCGCAGUCUCUUUUCUAGGGGGAGCUUAAUUAUGACCUUAAUGAAAAUAUGCUCUGAAGGAUAGAACAUAUUUGUUGUUGAUUAAGCAGUGAACCUCUUAACUCGCUAUAUUUGAGUUACGCUGUCGAAGAAACAUUUUUACACUUUUUUUUUUUUUUUGCCGUUGUUUACGGACACGAGUCACAGUUUCACUAUGAGAUUUGUCGCGGAAGUAGCGGAGAAUACGAGCUAUGAACUCAUGAAGAAACAAUGACUGCAGUCAGGCUGGAUGGUGAAAUGUAACUGUGAAUGAAAAAAAAAUCCACAUGUAGUUCAAAGGGAAGUCUGGUAUUUUAACCCUGGGCUCUGCAAUGUGACCUUCCAGGUAAUAAGCACCUGAUUCAGAUUCUGUCCACUGAAAGUUGUUUGAGUCCUGGUCAGGCUCAGGAGGAGACCUCUCUGUUAACGAGGAAGUUAAUUAUAAAAACCAGAAGCAGCUGUCACGUUUCUCUUCUCAAAUCCACACUCCAUUGACAAAAACAUUCAUUUUACAGAGCAGAACAUUUGAGUUUCUGUUGGACUGCGGCCUCGAUUGGUUUAAAAGUUUGUAUUGUUGUCCCACUUUUGUGUUUUAAAUGUUUAAUUCAGAUCCAAUCCCCUACUGGUGGAAUACAAAUCAACACCCAAAACGACCCGAAGGAGGCGACGAAUGAUGAACAACUUGAGCGAGUUAAAUUGCUGAUUUUGUGAAUGGAGUCUGGUGUGUUUGAAGAGCGUGAUGGAACAGCUGUUUCCUCUCAAACGAAGAGGCCUCUCUCUGUCAUCACUUGUUGAGCAUGUCAGCGACAAAAACAACUUCUUGUACCAAUUCGUCUUCAAAUGAUGUAAAAAAAAAAAACAACGAGGGAUUUUGAAAGUACCUGACUUCCCUUUUUUUAGAGUACGAUAAAAUGUGCAGAAUCAAUCAUGUCAAAGCACCAUUAUGAUAGUGGUGUCGGUUUUAUAUUUGACUUCAAAUUAAAAGAAGCUUCCAUUUUCUAAAAAUGUUGCACUUAAGUCUAUAAAAAUGUAGAAUUUAUCUCCCAAUCAAUAUUUGAUUCUGGUUUAAUGAAACGAUCCUCUCUGGGUUUCCAUUCGGCUUUUCUUUUCACAGAGCGUUAAAGAAAAAACGUGAAUAAUUUCUUGUUUGGGUAAAAACUGUGACAGUAUAAGGGCAGAAGUAACGUGUGGGGGGAAGACAGAGCGGCCAAACAUCUUUGUUUCUGAUUCAGCCAACACGUCUUUGCUGCGGCUGGACUUUAACUCUUCAUCAUCGUGGUCUCAGUUUCCCCUCUGAAAGCAGCAGCCACCACAUCCUCUCCACAGUGAUGCUAUCAGUGUACCACAUUCACCACAAAUAAACGGAUGGGAACGCA